AUGGCAGCUAGAAAUACCCUGCGACGGGCCUUGCUCUAUGUGCCCGGAUCAUCUCAGAAAUUCCUGGACAAAUCGCGCUCGCUCGCUGCAGACUGCGUCGCCUAUGAUCUCGAGGACAGCGUGACUCCGCACAAGAAGGCGGAGGCGCGGCGGCUGGUGCGGAGAGCUCUCGAUCAGCCCGCUCCGGCGAGGAUCCGAGAGCGCGCUGUCCGCAUCAACUCGGUCGAAAGUGGAUUGGCGUUGAAAGAUUUGACGGAAGUGGUGAGAUCUGUCCGAUCAAUUGUCGCUUUUUUUUUUGCUAACAAAGACAAGCUCCAAUCCCCAAACCUGACGACCAUCGUCGUCCCCAAAGUCAACUCUGCUUCUGACCUGACGUUCGUCACGGACGUCAUUUCCCACACACUCGCAACGCAGGAGAGGAGCAGUAAUAAUAGCAGCGCUCAAGCGUCGCGACCACCCAUCUCGCUCCUCGCCCUGAUCGAAUCCGCCAAAUCCAUCACCAACCUCUCGCAGAUCUGCUCCUCGACGCCGCUUCUGCAGGGCCUCAUCUUCGCCGCCGAGGACUUUGCCCUCGACCUCAGCCUGACGCGCACGCCGUCCCUGACCGAAUUCCUUUUCGCCCGCUCCGCCAUCGUCACCGCCGCCCGCGCCCACAAUCUCCCUUCGACCAUCGACCUCGUCUGCACGACGUACAAGUCGACUUCGCCCGACGGCGCGCCGCCCGCCGUGCUGGAGGAGGAGAGCCGCGGCGGGAAGAGACUCGGCUUCAACGGCAAGCAAUGCAUCCACCCGUCGCAGGUGGAGACGGUGCAGCGCAUCUUCAGCCCGGAGCCCGAGGAGGUCGAGUGGGCGGUGCGCGUCGUGAUUGCCGACGAGAAAGCCGCCGCCGCGGGCAGGGGCGCCUGGUCGCUCGACGGGAAGAUGAUCGACGUCCCCGUGGCGGAGAAGGCGAAGGCGAUUGUGCGCCGGGUUGAAGCCUGCGGUAUUAAUGUUGCGGAGCUGCAGGAGAAGUGGAAGGGGCAGGAACCUGAGUAA
Messenger RNA from Rasamsonia emersonii CBS 393.64, 1035 nucleotides. RefSeq names its product Citrate (pro-3S)-lyase. Gene Ontology annotation, molecular function: magnesium ion binding; catalytic activity. The transcript is spliced from 2 exons. The record is from RefSeq and is a predicted model, not a curated record. Bases 1 to 1035 code for a protein of 344 amino acids. NCBI's taxonomy places the organism in Eukaryota, Fungi, Ascomycota, Eurotiomycetes, Eurotiales, Trichocomaceae. Gene Ontology annotation, biological process: oxaloacetate metabolic process.